This is a messenger RNA of Penicillium egyptiacum, 2097 nucleotides long. Lineage: Eukaryota; Fungi; Ascomycota; Eurotiomycetes; Eurotiales; Aspergillaceae. The record is from the annotation of a GenBank genome assembly.
AUGGGCAAGGCAUCUCCGCAAUAUCAGAAUGGGUACAACCAUCCUCAAGGAUUGGGGUACAUAAGCUCGGUUCUCGAUUCAUGUACCCAGCUGGACGAGAUUGUCCAUCGUGGCCGGAACAUCGUACUUGAUGGGCAUUCGCUGGACUUAAGCUCAGUGGUUGCGAUCAGUCUGCAUAAAAUUGCGGCCGACAUCACCGACAGCGAAACUGUGCUAUCUCAAUUGGAACGCAGUGUAGAUUUACUCGCGGAAAAGCUUGAAAAGGGGGAAGUGAUAUAUGGAGUGACUACUGGAUUCGGCGGGAGUGCCGACACUCGCACGAACGAUUAUGCCGCCCUUCAGCAGGCAUUGAUCCAGCACCACCAUUCCGCCGUGGUUCUGCCUGGAGAGCGAGAAUCCGGAGCAGGCCCAACGCGCCUGGAAUUUUUGAAAAGUCAUGCGAUGCCUAUUCCCAUUGUUAAGGCGGCUAUGUUAAUUCGCUGCAAUUCCUUACUGCGAGCACAUUCGGCCGUUCGCAUUCAGGUUGUUCGAAGUAUUCUUGUUCUCCUCGCUCAUGAUAUGACACCAGUGGUACCACUGCGAGGAAGUAUUUCCGCUUGUGGGGACCUCACACCUUUGGCGUACAUCUGCGGGGCGAUUGAAGGGAAUCCUGAUAUAGCGAUGAAUUGCGGGGAGGGUCAGAACCAUCGAAUCAUCCCGGCCAGCCAGGCUCUCCAGGAAGCAGGGUUGACCCCGCUUGAAUUUGGGCCAAAGGAAGGUCUAGGUCUUUUGAACGGAACUGCAUUCAGUUGUGGUGCAGCCACUCUAGUUCUGUUCGAGGCAAAUCAGCUGGCCAUUUUGUCGAAGUUGCUCACCGCGAUGGGGACAGAGGCUUUGCUGGGAUCACGGUACAACUAUCAUCCGUUCAUCGCCGAGGCUCGACCUCACCCAGGCCAACUGGAGUCAGCCGCGUUCAUUUUCGAAUGCUUGGCUGAUUCUAAGCUGGCGCGUGGCGCGGAUCCCGAUGGGGAAGGCCUGGCGCAAGACCGGUAUGCGCUACGCACAUCGACGCAGUGGAUCGGUCCACAGCUAGAGAACCUCGCACUCGCACUUGAACAAGUCCAGACGGAACUAAAUUCUACCACGGACAACCCACUCCUGGAUCUUGCCGAGGAGCGGGUUCACCACGGAGGAAACUUCCAAGCAGCAGCGAUAACAUCGGCAAUGGAGAAAACCAUGGGCGUGAUGCAGAUGCUAGGCAAAAUGAUCUUCUCGCAGUGCUCGGAGAUUCUCAACCCGAUGCUUAAUAAAGGACUGCCACCAAAUCUCAGCGCUGACGAUCCGAGCCUCUCGUUUGCGUUCAAAGGUGUUGAUAUCAAUAUGGCUUCGUAUAUGUCUGAACUGGCAUAUCUUAACCACCCGGUCAGCAACCAUGUGCAGUCCGCAGAGAUGCACAAUCAAAGCCUGAACUCUCUGGCUUUGAUUGCCGCUCGUUAUACAGGCGACACUGUCGAACUCCUGGCGCUAAUGUCUGCGACAUACCUUUACGUUCUGUGCCAGGCCUUGGAUCUUCGUGCUAUGCAUCUUGAGUUCGUGUCUCAAGCUCGCAAGGACGUAGAUAAUGCAAAUGCGCUGCUGUUUCAGUCGAGCGGCGCGGGUGCGCAGCUCUCAUACAGCCAAGAAAUCAUCUGGAAAGAACUUAUGAGCCACUGGGAGAGAAACAGCACUAGUGAUCUACACAAACGGAGCCAAAUCACCGCCACUGAUUCCUUGGGUGUCGUCCUCGAUCUUCUGGGUGACCAGGUCGUUGGGAAAGAACUUCGACAAUGGAAGAGUAACGUCGCCAGUAUUUUGGAGACGAGGUACGGAGCGAACCGAAAAAUCUUCUUCCAGAGCAAAUCGGCCGCACCCUAUCUCUGUAAUUCAUCACAGAAGCUCUAUGGGUUCGUGCGUCAGAGCCUUGGGGUGGCCAUGCAUCGGGGUCUGGUGGAUCAUCCAGCCUAUGACUCCGGCGAAAAGAUUGUCAAAGAAUCAAUCGGGUCGCAUAUCGGCAAGAUAUACGCGGCUUUACGAGCGGGCGAGUUUCGUGAGGUUAUUCUGAGCUGCUGUGGCAGAUAG